Aspergillus uvarum CBS 121591 is the source of this 1350-nucleotide messenger RNA. RefSeq names its product zinc-dependent alcohol dehydrogenase. NCBI's taxonomy places the organism in Eukaryota, Fungi, Ascomycota, Eurotiomycetes, Eurotiales, Aspergillaceae. Bases 1 to 1350 code for a protein of 449 amino acids. The record is from RefSeq and is a predicted model, not a curated record. The transcript is spliced from 4 exons. Gene Ontology annotation, molecular function: oxidoreductase activity; zinc ion binding.
AUGGCAGCGACAUCCCAGGCUGCUAAUUUAGUCGAGAAGGCGGUUGGGCACAGCGGCAAUGCCACUGUUACCACAGAUGUGAGCAACUACGCCAAGGGCGGGUAUGGCCAGGAGACCGGGGAGAAGAUCAAGGCUACCAUCUGGCAGGGGAAAAACUCCGUCGAGGUGGUGGAAAUGCCCAAGCCAAGAGUUAUCGAUGAAGGGGACGUGAUUGUCAAGGUCACCGGUAGCACGAUUUGUGGAAGCGAUCUCCACCUGUAUCAUGGUGUCAUUCCUCAACUCGAAAAAGGCGACGUGCUCGGCCACGAAUUCUGCGGUGUGGUGGACAGCGUCGGACCGGGAGCAAAGAAUGUCAAGGUCGGAGAUAGAGUCGUAGCAGCUUUCCCCAUUGCCUGCGGCCAAUGCACCAACUGCAAGAAACAACUGACCUCCGCCUGUGAACGGACCAACGAAAACACCCUCACCAAUGCCCUGUAUGGGAAGCGCACUUCAGGUAUGUUCGGCUACAGCCAUUUCACGGGUGGCUUCGCUGGAGGCCAAGCCGAAUAUGUCCGUGUGCCAUAUGGCGAUCAGAACCUGCUAGCACUUCCCGAUGAUGUCCCUGAUGAGAAGGGUUUGUAUCUCUCCGACGUUCUGUCCACAUCGUAUCACUGUGUGGUCGACACCGGAGUCGACAAGGGCGAUGUGGUUGCCAUCUGGGGUGCAGGGCCGAUUGGCCAAAUGGUGGCCAACUUUAGUUUUCUGCAGGGCGCCAGCCGAGUGAUCCUCAUUGACGGUGGCGAUGCAGCGUGGCGCUUGGACUUUGUCAAGACUAAAUUGCCCAAGGUGGAAACGAUCGAUUUCACUAAGCUGCCUCGUGGUGAAUCCAUCACCUCCCAGUUGAAGAAGGUGGUCCCCGGCGGGCCCGAUGUGGCGUUGGAAUGUGCGUCGGGAGAAUUCGCAAAGGGAUGGGCGCACUACUUCGAGGUUCUCCUGGGAUUGGAGACUGACACCUCGGAGAUGUUGAACGAGAUGAUCACUUCCGUCCGGCCAUUUGGACGGGUUGGCGUUACCGGGGUUUACUCUGGCUUUACCAACCACUUCAAUAUUGGUGCCUUGAUGCAGACUGGCAUCCGCUUGAUCGGCAACGGUCAAGCUCCCGUGCACCGAUACUGGAAGCAUCUCCUGGAGCUCAUCCGCAAGGGGGAGAUCAACCCCUUGGACAUGGUCACGCAUCGAGUACGUCUAGAAGACAUGUCCAGACUGUACGAACUAUUCAAUAGUCGCGAGGGUGGUAUUCAGAAGGCGUUUGUCGUGACCAAGAAUUCUUUCCCCCCUGCCGAAGGAGCGCCCGCUCUGGUUGAGCUGUGA